GUAUGUACGUUUGUGGUUUGUGCUUACUACUACCAGUUACUGCAAGCAAUGUUUGUGAUCAAACAUCACUGGCAUUGAAAUUAUUUUACGAUUACAAGUACAUACGUACUGAUACCUGUACUCGGCUACUGCCGUAUUGGCAUAUUAUUCUGUAGCUUUCAGUCGUUUCUUGAUUUUCUGAACAUCCGCGGAUCAUAUAUUACCACCUUUAACAUGUCCACGAACGCAAUUUUCUCCAUGGUUUGUGAUGGGCCCGAUUCUGAAUGGAAACUGGGGGACUACAUGAAGCAGAUGAUGCUGGCUGGGGAGCUGAACGAUAUACACUUCAAAGUGGGACGCCAGUUUGGCACCGCUCAAAACUUCUCCGCGCACAAGCUCGUCAUGGCGGCUCGCAGUUCCGUAUUCCGCACCAUGUUCUACGGAAGCCUGCCUGAGAAAUGCCAAACUCUUCUCGACAUUCCCGAUAUCCAUCCGGAAGCGUUCGCCAAUCUCCUCAGCUUCAUGUACACGGAUACAGUGGAUAAUCUGGAUGUGGGCAAUGUCUUUGCGACGCUGAGUGCGGCUGACAAGUACGAUCUUCCCCGGCUGAUCAGUGUCUGCUCCACCUUCAUUGCCAACCAGCUCAGUGUGGACAACUGCCUGACCAUGCUGGAACAGGCCCUCGAAUGGAAGACUGACAAUGUCGUGCAGAAAUGCCUGGAAUUUGUGGAUACGAAGAGUAGUGCAGUACUGCUGUCGGAUCAUUUCACGGCCAUCAGCCCGGUGACUCUGCGGAUGAUUCUGCAGCGCAGCACGCUCACGGCGGAGGAAAAUGCGGUGUAUUUGGCGGUGGAACGAUGGGCAGUGGUGGCUUGUGCUCGUAACGGCCUGGAAUCGUCCGCAGUCAAUCGACGUCAGAUGCUGGGGGAUGCGCUAUUCCUGGUGCGGUUUCCAUUGCUGACCUCGAAGCAACUGGCUGACGGUCCUGGCCAGAGUGGUCUCCUGAACGAGGCUGAAAUCGGCAGCAUCUUCAUGCACCAAAACGCCAGCCUGAAGCCGACCGCACUGGCCUUUCCCACGGAGCGCCGCACUGGGUCGUCGAGCGCUCCGGCGCCUGGCCACGUUUCCGGUUUCCAGCCUGAUGAGCUGGUAUUUGCGCAAACCGGAAGAGGACACUGGUGGUUUCCAGCUAAGGUUUUCGCAUCCGAUGGAAUGCAUGUGGCGCUGAAGUGGUGUCGCACCGGCGCACAGGAUUAUACCAUAAAGUCCAACGAGGUGGUGCGUGCAGCGGACAUCCUGCAACCUGGCCAGCCUCUGUACGUGCUCCGUUUGGACGACCAUCAGCCGGCUAGCUAUUUGAAAGCCACGGCGGGUGGUAGGCAUGAAGUCACCGUGGUUCAUAGUACGCUUUUCGUUGGGUUCAGCCACUUGAGCCUGCGGCACGAUCAGGUAGCGCAGUGGAAAGGCGACAAUGGGCAUUGAGGGGACGACCACAGGGCUGCGUGGACUUUAUUGGCCUGUAGAGGUGGCCUUUUUUAGUUUAUACUUUUGAUCUUUGUACCUCACUUUUGCAUUCCGCAAGGAAUCGCUACAGUUUGCCAUUUUUUGUGAUUAAUUUUGCCGACAUUUUGUUCCUUUGGGAUGGAAUUUUUGUCUGUGUUUGCGUUAGCUCCGGUGGAAGCGUGUAAUGGUAUUGUUAGUUACCGACUCACCGGAUAUCUUCUAUAAGGCGUUUCACAAACAAAUGCGGCGAAUAAGUGCGCCUCGUUUUUAACGAAACUGUAUCGGAAGCUAUUUGGCAUGAAGAAUUUGGG
Messenger RNA from Paramacrobiotus metropolitanus, 1793 nucleotides. Its product is annotated as BTB/POZ domain-containing protein 6-B-like. The record is from RefSeq and is a predicted model, not a curated record. Gene Ontology annotation, biological process: neurogenesis. Gene Ontology annotation, cellular component: cytosol. NCBI's taxonomy places the organism in Eukaryota, Metazoa, Tardigrada, Eutardigrada, Parachela, Macrobiotidae. Gene Ontology annotation, molecular function: protein binding. The coding region runs from base 214 to 1461 and encodes 415 amino acids. The transcript is spliced from 6 exons.